CGACAUUUACAAGGAAGAAGCUGCAUUUGCCCAAGAACACAGGCAGACGCCAUUAGAGACCGUUUCUUGCUUGCUCACCAGCAGAGUGAAAGGGAGUACAGAAGCAUAAGCAGAAGGAGGAAGAAGGCUUUAAUGGAGGCAGAGAAGAAGGGAAGAGAAAAAGUGUGCGUGACUGGGGCAGCUGGCUUCAUAGCUUCGUGGUUUGUCGAGCUUCUCCUCUCCAAAGGCUACAUCGUCCACGGAACUGUCCGGGAUCCCAGCACCCAUGAGAAGAAUGCUCACUUGUGGAGUCUUGACAAGGCACCGGAGAACUUGAAGCUCUUCAAGGCGGAUCUGCUGGACUAUGAUUCUCUAAGAUCAGCAAUCGAGGGAUGCAGUGGAGUUUUCCAUGCUGCCUCCCCCGUCAUAAUAUCCCCUGUCCCGGAUCCGGAGCUAGAAGUGAUCGAGCCUGCAGUGAAGGGGACAUCGAAUGUGUUGAAGGCAAGUCUGGAAGCAAAAGUCAAGAGAGUUGUCUAUGUUUCCUCCUUAGCUGCAGUUGGGAUGAACCCCAACUUGCCAAAGGGCCAAGUCAUAGACGAGACCUGCAGGUCUGACGAGGAUUACUGCAGGAAAAUGGAGAAAUGGUAUUGUCUUUCUAAGACAUUAGCCGAGAAAGAAGCUUUUGGAUUUGCAGAAGGGAAUGGGAUCGAUGUGGUAACAGUUUGCCCUUCCCUCACAUUGGGACCACUUCUGCAGCCCACGGUAAAUGCAAGCAGCAAGAUUCUUGUAGACGUGAUGAAAGGGGUACAUGACCCGGUGCCAAACAGGAUAAGGAACAUUGGGGAUGCACGAGAUGUGGCUGCAGCAAUAGUUCUGGCAUACGAGAAACCCGAGGCCAAAGGAAGAUAUAUAUGCACCGGUUACCCCAUUAAGAUGUUGGAUUUAGUUAACAAGCUCAGGAGUCUCUAUCCUGGCUAUUCCUACCCAACAACAUUCACUGACAUUGAGGAAAACGUUGUAAUCAGCACAAGAAAGCUGCAGGGACUGGGCUGGACUGCCCGGCCACUGGAGGAAACUCUAGUUGAUUCAGUCGAAAGUUUUCGCAGGAUUGGAAUACUGUAAACCUAGGAUGAAUUAUUCGCACAUUUUGGUUCUGCUGAUACGAUAAAUAAUGUCUUUUGGCUUAUAAUUAGAGUUAUGUUCCUGCACAAGGGACGAGCCAUUUAUCUCGUCACAAUCACCCUCCGAAUGUCCUGUCUUUGGAUUGUGGGGGAUGAUAUAUGGUCAUGUAAACGCAUAUUAUUUGGCAUGUCUUCGAGUUACAAUAAACAUCAUGGAAAACUAUUUUAUGGCCGUA
This is a messenger RNA of Punica granatum (pomegranate), 1336 nucleotides long. The record is from RefSeq and is a predicted model, not a curated record. Lineage: Eukaryota; Viridiplantae; Streptophyta; Magnoliopsida; Myrtales; Lythraceae.